Messenger RNA from Trachemys scripta elegans, 10671 nucleotides. RefSeq names its product SET domain containing 1B, histone lysine methyltransferase (gene SETD1B). The transcript has 18 exons. The record is from RefSeq and is a predicted model, not a curated record. Lineage: Eukaryota; Metazoa; Chordata; Testudines; Emydidae. Gene Ontology annotation, molecular function: protein binding; histone H3K4 methyltransferase activity; RNA binding. Bases 1 to 6006 code for a protein of 2001 amino acids. Gene Ontology annotation, cellular component: Set1C/COMPASS complex.
AUGUCUUUCAAGGAGAUCAAGGCAGGGGAAAAAGCCAAGCACCCAGAAGAUCAUGGCAAAAAACAGAGUUCAAGUUGGAUCAACGGAAUGGAGAAUAGCACACAAGCCAGCACUUCUGUCGAGAAAAGAAAUCACCACUGGAGAAGUUACAAAUUGAUUAUUGACCCAGCUCUGAAAAAAGGACAGCAUAAACUCUAUCGUUAUGAUGGGCAAAAUUUUAGCAUGCCUAACUCGGGAAUUGCCCCGGUGGAUUGUGUCAGAGAUCCCAGGAUAGGAAGAAUAUGGACCAAAACCAAGGAGUUGGAGCUUUCUGUUCCCAAAUUCAAGAUUGAUGAGUUUUACGUGGGGCCAGUGCCCCCCAAGCAGGUAACCUUUGCCAAGUUGAAUGACAACAUCCGUGAAAACUUUCUGACCGACAUGUGCAAGAAAUAUGGUGAAGUGGAAGAAGUAGAGAUUCUCUACAAUCCCAAGAAUAAGAAGCACCUGGGCAUUGCCAAAGUGAUCUUUGCCACAGUGAAGGGUGCCAGGGAAGCCGUCCAGCACCUGCACAACACAUCAGUCAUGGGCAACAUCAUCCACGUGGAACUGGAUACAAAAGGUGAAACCCGUAUGCGGUUCUAUGAACUGCUGGUUAAUGGUCUUUACACUCCGCAGACCCUUCCUGUAGGCAAUGAGCAGGAUGUCUCGCCACCUGUGAAUGAAACUCAGCAGUUGACUGAUUCUGUAAAACGUCUGAAAGACAGUAACCUUUCUUCUGCGGGAUCAUCCAUUACCCCAAACAGUAGCACCCCGUUUUCCCAUGAUACAGCCUAUUCCAGCAGUCGGCAAGACACCCCAAACUCGUAUAGCCAGUAUACCCCACAGUCCCAAGGAACCCCACUCACCCCACGACUGGGGACUCCGUUUUCCCAAGAUUCAACCUAUUCCAGUCGUCAAACGACACCAGCUUACCAUUACGGACAGGACUCUGGGUAUAAACCCAGGAGACAUGAAACAAAAUUUACAGAUGCCUAUAAUAGACGACCAGGACAUCACUAUGUCCAUAACUCGGCAGGUGUUUACAGAGGGUCAGAACAUCAGUUUAGCACGUUCAAGUCUCAUCAGCAAGAGCCAGUACAAUAUUCUCACACUCCUCCCUUGAGCCACUCUGGUUCUUCAAGUUAUAAAUCUGCCUUCUCUCCAUACCAAGCACCAGCUGUAUUUCCCCCAUCUGAUGAACAGCAGUAUCCCCAAACUUCCAGAGACACUGAGUACCGGAGACCUGCCCCGCCUCCAGCUGAGAUCUUAGUAGAAAGUAGUGCUGCUACGAAUAUUGAUUUUGUUCCUGUGAAAGAAAAACAGGAGGAACUCCCAUCCCUGCCACAGUCAAACUGUCUUACCGAACAAAGUACAGCAUCCUUCUCUCAGACUCCGGAAAGGAGUGAGACACCUGGCACCCCAACCAUGGAGUCUGAAAUGCAGCAUAACAGUUUAGACUCAAGGAUUGAGAUGCUCUUGAAAGAGCAGAGAACAAAGUUACCUUUUCUCAACGAACAUGAUUCGGACAAUGAGAUCCGAAUGGAAGGUAGCCCUAUCUCUUCCUCCUCCUCACAACUUUCUCCUAUCCCAUUGUAUGGCUCUAACUCUCAGCCCAGUUAUAGAGCUCAAACCCCCUCCUCACGUCCCUCCAGCACUGGCUUGGAGGACAUUAGUCCCACACCGUUACCAGAUUCUGAUGACGACGAGCCAAUCCCUGGGACAGCUCCUCUGAGUCAGAAUUCAAGAGGAACGUCAGAGGCCAGUAUGACUCCUAUUGAUCAGCUGAGUAGGACAUCCAAAGCUGAGACUUCUGAGACUAAAGAAAUGCUGCCUGGUGACCAGACACCAACAUCAGAAAAAAUGGAUGAGGGUCAGCAUUCUUCAGGGGAGGACAUGGAAAUAUCUGACGAUGAAAUGAAUUCUUCACCAAUCACCAGUGCAGAAUGUGCCAAAACUAUUGUGGUGAACUCCUCUGUUAGCAACUCUGCUGUGAUGGCUCAGUCGAUACCCAUGCCCCCACCAGGGUUCCCUCCACUUCCACCUCCACCCCCACCCCAACCAGGCUUUCCAAUGCCGCCACCUCUACCACCACCACCUCCACCAACUCAUCCAGCUGUCACCGUCCCACCACCUCCGCUUCCUGCGCCACCUGGAGUCCCACCACCUCAUAUCUUGCCUCCACUUCCUCCAUUCCAUCCUGGCAUGUUUCCUGUCAUGCAAGUGGAUAUGAUAAAUGUCCUGGGCAACCAGUGGGGCGGCAUGCCAAUGUCCUUUCAGAUGCAAACUCAAAUGCUGAGCCGCAUGAUGCAGGGGCAGAACACGUACCAGUACCCACCUUUUAUGGGAAGCCGGAUGCAGUUUGUGAAUCUUCCUCCCUACCGUCCCUUCUCGAUGGGGGCAGCUAUUGGCCGGGGGCAGCAAUGGCCGCCGCUGCCCAAGUUUGACCCCUCGGUCCCACCACCGGGUUAUGUGCCGAAGAAGGAGGAUCCGCACAAAGCUACUGUGGACGGUGUCCUCUUGGUGAUUGUGAAGGAAUUAAAAGCAAUUAUGAAAAGGGACUUGAACCGGAAAAUGGUCGAGGUGGUAGCAUUCAGAGCCUUCGAUGACUGGUGGGACAAGAAAGAACGUCUAGCAAAGGCAUCGCUCACUCCAGUGAAGUCUGGCGAAAAUAAAGAUGAGGAAAAACCAAAGCCAAAGGAUCGAAUUACAUCCUGCCUCCUGGAGAACUGGAACAAAGGAGAAGGGCUGGGCUACGAGGGAAUUGGUUUGGGCAUUGGGUUACGAGGGGCCAUUCGGCUGCCAUCUUUCAAGGUGAAGAGAAAGGAGCCGCCUGAAGCUGCCUCAGCAGGAGAUCAGAAGAGAAUCAGGCCCUCCACCUCUGUGGAUGAUGAAGAUGAAGAGUCAGAAAGGGACAGAGACAUGUCUGAUGUUACUUCAGACCUGUCUAAGAAGGAUGCAGAAGCAGUAGGCCUCCGAAGGAGACCAGCAAGACCAUUGGAGCUAGACAGUGAGGGGGAGGAAGGAGAUGAGACUUCAGGUAAAGAAGAAGAAUCCUGUUCUGAAAAGGAAGACGAGCAGGAGGAAGAGGGAGGAUUGGUGAAAGCAGCACCUGGCAAGGAGGAAGACGAGGAGGAGGAGGAAGACGAGGAAGAGGAGGAGGAAGAUGCUGACGAAGAGGAGGAAGAGGAUGAAGAUGAAGAAACAGGAGUAGAAACAAGUGAAAAGGAAGAUGAGCAGGACUCUGAAGAAGAAGAUGUAGUGAGUCCCACAUCUUCCAAAGCCGAAGUUGAAUCAUCAGAUGAAAGUGAGGACUCCUCAGAAUUUGAGUCGAGUUCUGACUCGGAUGAGGAGGAGGAAGAGGAGGAGGAGGAGGAGGAGGAGGAAGAGGUGGCGGCUGAAGACCAAGAUAGAGAAGCCAUGGCUGCUGAAAUAGAGCUUGAGUCUGCUAGUCAUGAACUAGCAGAUGAAGAAAAAGAGACCAUCCUGGAGCUGUUUCCAGUGGAUGACUAUAUGGAAGCAACAAGCCUGGCACUAGAGGCACCAGCUAUGGCAGUAAAAGAGGAAGAGAUGGAAGAAACCAAGCAACGGGAAGAUGAAAGUAGUGAAGUGCCAGAGGAAUCUACUGCUGCUGAAGGUUUGGUGGUCACGGAGAGAGACCAGGAAGUAAAGCUAAUGCCGUCCCCUAUAGGUGUAGCAGUGGAAGAGUCUGAACUGGAUAUUGAGCUGAAGCCUAAGGUAUUAGAGGGUCCAAAGCCUGAAUCUCAAGAUGAAGAAGAGAAUCUCUGUCUCCCAGCACCAGUGGUAUUUGAAGAACCUCUACCCAGUAAGAGUCGCUUCUUCAGUAAGUCUGAUGAUAGUGACUUAGAAGCCCGAGUUACAGGAAAACUACUAUCCACAGCAGAGGAGGAGGAGGAGAGACUGCCUUGGACUCCUGGACGGGACAUAGCGGUCCAUUCGGAUUCUGAUACUCCCAUACUUCCAGCGCAUAAGGUGCCACCCUCUACACUUCCCCUUCCAACAACGCCUAGUAAAGAGGAACCUUUACUCCCUCCAGAAAAUUUCCCUGAACAGUUAACUGUGACCAAAACAGCUCUGGAAGAGGAGCUUCCUAGGACUCCAGGGCGGGAUAUUAUGGCCAAGUCUUCACAUGGCUUUGCAAAGUCACAGAGUACAGACACUAUUCCAGCCACCCCUGGAAGUGAUGCUCCUCUUACGGGAAGCAGCUUGACUUUAAGUUCCCCUCAAGUCCCAGGCAGCCCUUUUUCAUAUCCAUCCCAGUCUCCUGGGAUUAAUAGUGGCAUUCCUCGGACUCCUGGGAGGGAUUUUAAUUUCACGCCAACUUUCCCAGAGCCUGGUGCAACUCUUCCUUGCCUUCUGUCUGGCAAGAAACCAUCAGAAGAUGAGCCAGAGGAGAAAUGUUUUAAAGAACCUCUUAGUGCUUCUCGAACGGUCAGCAUGAACAGUGUUCCCUCCCCAAUUCCCUUUGCUAGCCCUCCAGAAACUGAUUUCCACACAGACAUAGAUUUGCCACCUGACGAGCCAGUAUCUGUAGCAGCCCUGCCAUGUGUGCCAGUGGAUGGAAAGACAUCCAUAGAGGAGAGCAAGGUAGCCGUGAAAUCCGUUUUGCUCUCCCCAGAAGCGCCUACUGUCUCUCUUCCUCUCCCUCUCCCUCCUACUCCUUCCUCUCUGCCCACCAAAAGGAAACCAGGCCGGCCGAAACGAUCACCUCCUUCGGUCCUCUCGUUGGAGGCCUAUCCCAGCAAAACUUCAGAACCUCCUCCUGUCCCAGUUGCCUUGACUGAAAGUGCUGUUAGCAAAGAGUUGUUGGGCGGGCAUCCUGAUGCUUUUUAUGGACUGAAAGAUCCUGAAGCAGUCACCCUAGACUUCAGGAAUGACAGCUUCCACGAGAAGAUAACCCCGGAGGCCAUAGCAGAGAAACUUCCAUUUAAGGAACUAGAGAAUCAGUGGAAUGAGGACUUCAAAGAAGAGGAGAUUCACGUGAAACCUAAAAGACAGUGGCGGAGGCAGAAAAAGACACCUGAGGACAUCCCAGUGAUUCCUUCCCCUGAAUAUUCUCCACAUCGGCCCCACUUUAGGCCCCGCUCCGAGUUCGAGGAGAUGACCAUUUUGUAUGAUAUCUGGAAUGGAGGAAUAGAUGAGGAAGAUAUCAAGUUCAUGUGUAUCACGUAUGAUCGCUUGUUACAGCAAGAUAAUGGUAUGGACUGGCUCAACGAUACCCUUUGGGUAUACCAUCCUUCUACUAGCUUUUCUACCCCGAAGAAGAAGAAGCGGGAUGAUGGCAUGCGGGAACAUGUUACAGGUUGUGCACGAAGUGAAGGCUAUUACAAAAUAGAUAAGAAAGACAAACUUAAAUACCUCAACAAUAGUCGUGCAUUUGCAGAGGAGCCGCCAGCUGAUACACAAGGAAUGAGCAUCCCUGCCCAACCUCAUGCUUCCACCCGGGCUGGCUCUGAGAGGAGGUCAGAGCAACGCAGGCUUCUCUCAUCCUUCACUGGUAGCUGUGACAGCGACCUACUCAAAUUUAACCAACUGAAGUUCCGGAAGAAAAAGCUAAAAUUCUGCAAGAGUCACAUUCAUGACUGGGGCCUUUUUGCUAUGGAGCCCAUUGCAGCUGACGAGAUGGUGAUUGAAUAUGUGGGUCAGAACAUCAGACAGGUCAUUGCAGACAUGCGAGAGAAACGAUACGAGGAUGAAGGCAUUGGGAGCAGUUACAUGUUCAGGGUCGACCAUGACACCAUCAUUGAUGCAACAAAAUGUGGAAACUUUGCCAGGUUUAUUAAUCAUAGCUGCAAUCCAAAUUGUUAUGCUAAAGUCAUCACCGUGGAGUCUCAGAAGAAGAUUGUCAUCUACUCCAAGCAGCACAUCAACGUGAAUGAGGAAAUUACUUACGACUACAAGUUUCCGAUCGAGGAUGUGAAGAUCCCAUGUCUGUGCGGCUCUGAGAACUGCAGGGGGACCCUGAACUAAUCCCGAGGCUUCUCGUCACACUUGCACCUUCGGCCAUGUCAGAACUGCAGUAACCAGGUGUGGUUGCACUUUGCCAAAAAAAAAAAAAAAAAAAAAAAAAGAAGAAGAAGAGAAGAAAACCAAGCAAGUUUCGCACUUCUGUCAGGAUCACAAGUGAAAGCAAAAAGCGCACAUGCAUAACUAGGACUGUUCACGUUUCAGGUGCUCUUCCUCGUCAGAUCCAACACACACAAAAGGUGAUUACCACUUUGUGGCAUAGUAUAUCCAAACACUAGCUUCUCUCUGUUCAGUCUCUAUAUUAUUGCUCAUAGUACGAUAAUGGUACCUUUGUUGUUGUUGUUGUUUUUGUUGUAAACCUUUGUCUUUCCAUAAAUGCUGCUACCUUUUUCUCAUCAGUUUGUUGUUUGAAAAAGACAUUCAACGUUUAAAUGUGAAGCAGAGACUGAAAAUGCCAUAAAGGUUUGUUGGGAGCUUGAUUGGCUGAAAUUGCACAGACUUUUCAGAGUAAGCUGUAAAUAAAUGUAUGGUUGAUGUUACUGAGCAAGCCAGAGGCUUGGGUGCAAGAGUGUGAGAGUGUGUGUGCGUGUGUGUAUGCUUGGGUGUGUCUACAAUGAGACUAUAAAUGAACUGUCCUGCCUUUUCCUUAGAGAUGGGCCUGAUCAAUUCCUCUGACCCAAACAUCCUGGAAAGCUGGGGAACAUUCAGCUCUGUAAUGGACCUGAACUUAAUGCCUUAGGCUCACCUCUAAUUUUCACAUGCCAUGCUGGUAUUUUGGGGGGAUCAAUAGCUCUAUUACCAUACAGAAAAAAUACUUAAUACCACAAUCUGCAUAAUUAAUAAGUUUAAUCAGUUACUUCGUCCUUCCUUGCAAAAGGUGGCUUGAUAAAUGGCCUUUUCUGUAUCUACAUUUCUGGUGGAUCUAUUCCUCUUUCAUUCAAAAUACUGAGGCUGAAAUUAAAUGAUCAGUACAGUCAUUGUUUAUGCUGUAGAAUUCUUACUGUCUUUUAAGCAUACACUACUAGAACAGUUCAUAGAAGAUGGCACUGAGAUUUCUUUCCCUGUAAGAAACCAACCGCUGGGUUUCUUUUGUUGUUUAUUUCCAACUUCGCCUCCUGACACGCAGCCUCUUUUCCCUCCCUGCCAUGACUUUUCAGUCAGACUGUUUGCUUUGCACUUGUAUGGGUGAGAUUCUUGUUCUACUACUAAAGGGCUCUAUUCUGCCACUCUCACUCACACUGAGCAGUACCUGAAAUUAGUCCCAUUCAUUUCAAUAGGACUAAUUAUGGAGUAAGGCACUGCUCAAAGUGCAUGAGGGUAUCCGAGUCUGUCCCAAACUGCGUACAGUAUGAAAAUUGGUUUUUAAAAAAGUUUAACUUCCAAAUAAAAACAUUCUUUUCCUUUUAGAAAACAUGUUAUCACUGUAAGCUUAGGUUGUAAUGAAAUCCUCGGUUUUAUAGUAGGGGUUCCAUUUCAAAUGAGCCAGAAUCCAAUGCAAGUAUUUAUUUUGAUCUGAAAUAUUAUUUGGCCACUCGAAGGUAAGCAGAUCAGUCUUUCAAAACGUAUUCAAUUCCUCCUGCUUACAAGUGGAACUUAGUUGUACUAAGCCAUUUAAAAAAAAACACACACAAUUUGUAGAGGGGAAAAUGGUACUGUUAUCACAGUAACUAAAAAUCUUUUCCCUUUCGAGUAACUUGGACAGCUGAGUUCAUACUCUCUUCUGUCUAGUGACGAUUACUGCCUGAUCAUGCUUCAAUGAUCAGAAGUUGGAAUCUUGGAAAUGAGUUUUUUAGGAGUUAUUUAUACUGCAUAUAUAUUUGCCAGGACUGUAUUACAGUAUGUAGCAUGUAAUAUGGGGUAGACUUCUAUAUUUCAUUUCUUUUUCAAGCAAAAGGCCUAGAGGAGCUGGAACAUAUGACUGAUACAAGCUGCCUUAAUAUUAUCUGCAUUUCUAGCUGAGGAUAGUUACAUUGUCCCUGAGAUUGGACAUGCAAUAGUCUCUCCUUUUUAUUUCUUUUGUUUUUGUUUUGGUGAUUUUUUCCCCCAGUAAAUGCUUUCUGAAAAUCUCCUCAACAGUGGGUAUCUGUGACCCAAAGACAUAAAUUUAUUAGAAGCACAAGUGGUUUCUGUCUUUGAGAGCUGGUUAUAACUACAGAUUCGUUGGGAGCAUUUUGGAAUUAAGCCAACUGCUCCUUUAUUUGUUUGAAUAUGAUUCUUCCUUUCAUACUGUAUCUCCAGUUGGCAUGUCUAAGGCUUUGGGGAAUGCACUAAAGCUUUGUGUUUCAGAACUAAAGUUCUGAAUAUCAAACCCAUAUUAAUUUCUCUGCCUUCUUCCUUUCCAUCCCUUCAAACUACUGUAUCAACGUUGGUUUCUUACAAAUACAUUGUCCAGUUUGAAUAUACAAUACGUUUCCUAUGACACUGAUGACCCCAGUGGAUUGUGAGGGAUGAUAGGGUGGCCACAUGCAAUUGCCUUUGUCUUUAUUAUGGAGAAGCAGCCUAUAGAGACUCUGGCCAAGAUUAAAAAAAUGAGACUAAUAUUAGUUUCCAAGGGUGAAAUUUUCAAAAGUGCUGAAGUACCUUUACCUUCUAAGUCACUCUGGCACUUUUGAAAAUGUUUCCCUAAAUCCCUAUUUAGACUCUUAAAUAACUGCUCUGACUUUUCCAACGUGUUCAGUGCCCAGCUGUUUCCAUGGGGGCAGCUGAGUGCGCAGCACUUUUGAAAAAGCAGGUUACGUAUUUCAGAGUCUAAAUAUGAGCGUAGAAGCCGGACUUCAUGCUGCUUUGUUUGUUUGUUUCCCUUCAGAAUCUUGGCUUGCAGGGCCCAGUAUGCAAAGCUUCCAUCUUGAAUUGAGCAGCCUCUGAGUGGGCCAGGAUGGAGUAUUUGAUGGUGGGACUUGUAGUCUCCAAAGGAUGUCUCAGCUGACAUUAAAUGGGUGGCAGCAAUGGCCUCCAUUUUAUGCAUACUAGUUUUGGCUGCCUCAUUCCUGGCAAGUCACUCACAUGGUCUUGGUUGGGCAAUGUCUGGGCACUCUGUAGAUACAAAUAUGUAUUUGGGCUGCUGUACCAGUUACACAUUUAUGACUCUUCCUAGUUACGAAGGCCGGUAGCCUACAAAACCUGAGAUUGUAGAGCAGAAUGGAGAGACCAUAGUGUGUAAGGUAUAGACAUCAGCCCAAGGCUGGCACAGCCUCAUGCCCUGCUAAACUGGGUGUUGCCAUAGCCAUUAAAAGCUCAUUGUAAUGUGGAAAGUUUUCAAGGAGGGGAGAAGAACUAAAAUUAAAGCUUGCCAAGCCUUCUUUGUGGGGGUAUUUACAGAAGAAUUUUUCUGUAUGUCAUUGAAGACCAUAUCCUUAAUUCUGCUUGGGCUUACAUUAACAACAAACAACAAGAUUGACUGUGUUCCCUGUUAAAUUUUCUCCCCUGAAACUGAAUCACUUUAAUGCGCCUGCUACGUGAAACAAUCCCAGAAAAUAACACAAAAGUUGUGGAAAUGUAGUUGCAAGCCUUAUUAUUGUCCCCAAGCGUGAAUGAGGUGGCUUUAGUUAUGUUUGUAAAUGCCUUAGAAAUCGGCAUAUAUAGUAAGUGCCCUCUCUGCUUGAAAACCUGCAUGUCCUGCCUGCCCUGUUCAUUUAUCUGUCAGUUUCACACCAAUAUUUUCCAAUUCCAGAACUAUGUUGGGUCCCAUAAGUAAUCUGUAACUAUCAAGGGGUGGGAAGGGGGGGCUCAUCUUGCAGAUAUUUAUAUUGUACAGAACAGCUUAUUUCUACAAGAAAAACAUUUUUAAACUCUGACAAUGUAAACAGUAGAUUCAGUUCUGGUUUUUGUGACCUUUUUCAGGGAUCAUUUCAGUGCAUUUCUAUAUAAAAUAAAAAUUUAAGGAAAAAAGGAUUUUGAAGUUUAAAAAAAUGCAUCUUCUGUACAUAGGCAAACUUAAGAAUCUUCUCUUCAGACACUGUUUCUUGUAGAAACAUGUUGAAUUUUUUUGCUGAUUUCUUUGUACUUCAAGAGCAUGUAAAUAAUUUAUUAAAAGUGACUAUUGUAAUUUUGGAGUUCUUUUUAAAAAGAAGAUUCCAGCUCUAACUCAUGUCAGGAAGACGGGGGAGGGAGAAGGAAUGCAUAUAGAAAAGGAGCUGGUGGCAUUUACAGCUUGUGUCAAGCUUUGUAUAAUGUAAAUUCUGUAUAAAUAUUUUUUUUUGGUCAAAUAAGUAGAUGAAAUUAGAAGCAUUAAGAAACUGAAGACAAAAGAAUGCCAAGUGGAGGCUUUUUUUUUUUUUUUUCCCAGUCUGAAACCUAAUGUGCAAAAUCUAUUUAUUUCAAGCGAGGAAAUAUGUACAGUCUAUUAAUAGACAACCUAAAAUGUAUUUAAGCAAAUCUGCAUCUGGAUUUUUUUCAAUUUAGUGUUUUGUUUUUAUAAAUUUCCUCUUUAAUUGCAAUUGUAAUAUUUGUACAAGUGAAAAGAAACACAUUGUAAAGGACACUCUAAUCCAAUCGGCAGUUUUAAAAACAAAACCUAAAAAGCUGCCCUCAUUCCUUGCUGUUUCAUGGCUUCUGUAAACAGGUUGUUUUAAUUCACAGUGUGAAGGUUAAGGGCCUCCUUUAAAAGGAGGCAGGUAAAAUGGUUUGCAAUAAAUGAAAAUUCUGCUUUUUUUUUUUUUUUUUUUUUUU